GAGAAUCAGAACGUAUGACUAGUCCAGCCCACUCUAAGACUGUCAAGUAUAAUAAAAUCCCGUGUUACUGCUGCAGUUGGUACUGACUUCCAAGAGAGCAACAUGGCACAGCUCAGUAUCAGGGAAUACCUGACGUCUGAAUGCAAAAAGGAGAACAUCGUCUUACGCUUUCAUCUGGCGAUGGUUAAAAAGGCACAUCUGGACAUACAAGAGAAUCUGAGUGAAUCAGAAGAGUCAGAAUGUCAGUGCAACAGUACAGAAGCUGGAUGUGUCGUGGAUGGAAUACUUCAGCAAGAGACGAGAGGGUCCUUUAAAAAGGAUAAAGAAUGUCAAGUGCUGAUCCAGAGUUUACACCAGACAACCAUCUGCCCUGAAAAUAUCAAACCAAUAAGAAGAAGGGGUUGCCUGAGUAGUUCCACCUCAGAUGACAUCACCAUCUACUACUACAAGUCAAAUAUGUUAGAAGAUCUGGAAAAAGGUGUUCCUGUCGUAUUGAACAUCAGCAACUCAAACCAGUUUCUGAAAUGCACAUUCAGAAGUGACAAAGCAGUUCUGACUGUCGAGUGCUGGGAAAAGGAUAAACUGGAUUCUAUCUAUAAGAAUGACCCAACCACAUGGCCUUUUGUCUUCUACCUCACGUGUACCAAGGACAACUGCCGUCGCUUCGAAUCAGCCGAGUGCAGUGGUUGGUUCAUCCACACGGAAUCUAACUACGUGUGCAUGGCUGAACAAAAGGAUAAAGAUAAGGAUUCAGAGAAAUAUUCCUUCCUCAUCUUACGUUCACCCAAUACGACAAAGUCAAAGUGAUGUGUGAUCAUAAAAACAUCGGCUCAACUAUACAGAACGUGAAUUAUUCCAAAAAUGUGGAGUCUAAUGCUGCGUAAUUAAGCUAUAGGGAAAUAUUUCUCAUUAUACAAUGUGUGAAUUGAUUACCAGCAGGUAGACAGAGAGAGAGAGAGAGAGAGAGAGAGAGAGAGUGGUGAUCUAACUUGCUUUUUGACAUUUAGGUGUCUAUCCAGAGAAGUAUUUUUCUCAUUAUAAUCAUAUAUGCAUAUACAUCUAUAUGUCAAAUAUGCUAAUAAUAUGCAUUGCUGCUGAAUAUCACUAAUAAUAAUGAUAUAUUUGAAUAAUUUUAUUCAUUUUCUAUUCAGAGGUGUAUAGGAUCUGUUGUUUAACCUUUAACUGCCAUUGCAGUAGUAAGUAAUAUGCAUCAUAUCACAUUUUAUCGAUUUUAUAUUAUAAGUAUUGGGUGUCUUUGCAUUUCUUUGCUAUGUCAGUUGCAAAAUAUUUUAUCUUAAAAAAAAUUAUUUACAUUUUUCCCCCUUAUUCUUAUAAGCGCAGAUAGGCACUAAAAUUAAAGGGAAAAAAAAUUAAAAAAGGAGAAAAAGCUUUUUUCUGUUGAUCUGUGGGAGGUACUCUAAUGUGCUGACAUAAUUUUUGGCCCACUUGUACUCUUAGACAGAUGAGUCACUACAAAUCAAUAUUGCAGCUGUUCUGACUGAUCACCUUUAGCCUAUGAUGAAACCUUUUUAUUCUGAUGGGAGUGGUCUAUUCCAGGAUGACCACGCCCCUUCAGUGGGCACUAAGGAAUAACUUCAGUCCUCUCAGCUGAACCUUGUCUAAAUUAGACUUGUACAAGCUAAUUCUGGUGACUCAUGGUUGCCAGACAACUUAUUUAGACACUUUAUGUAGGUUUUUCCUUUACUUUGUGACACAAUUUCAUAAACUGAGACACAAUUUUCUAUUUUAUUUUCUUACAUGCUGAUUUUUAUUUUGAUACAUUUCAAAUAUUUUUUUUUAAAAAAACAUUUUCUUUUGUGUUUUACAUAAAUAUUUGUAACACUUUUAAAUAUUUACAUUUAUCAGCAUAAUGUAGAAGCAAGUUUAUAUGUAUAUAUAUAUUCCAUUUUUUUAUAAUACAUAUUUGCAGUAUCAAGAUGAACAGUAAUUCAUUGCAACGCUCUAACACAUAAAUUAAAUGUUUGAGCAUGUUAGCAAAAUUCACUGGUCCAUCUCUUCAUGUGUACAGUCAAAUAUAUCUCAUGCAGUUGAUUGUCUUUUAAUUGUGGAUAAUUACUUCUUAUGCUCAUUUCCUUCUGCUUGUGUCUCCAGAAUGAUUUGCAUUGCUGAUCAGUUCAUUAAAAUCCUGUUUGCUCACUA
Molecule: messenger RNA, 2160 nt
Organism: Pangasianodon hypophthalmus (striped catfish)
Lineage: Eukaryota; Metazoa; Chordata; Actinopteri; Siluriformes; Pangasiidae
Exons: 5
Coding region: 103-807 (234 amino acids)
Biological process (GO): cellular response to lipopolysaccharide; immune response; inflammatory response
Molecular function (GO): cytokine activity
Source: RefSeq, a predicted model, not a curated record